Molecule: messenger RNA, 2865 nt
Organism: Cyprinus carpio (common carp)
Lineage: Eukaryota; Metazoa; Chordata; Actinopteri; Cypriniformes; Cyprinidae
Gene: hmga1a
Product: high mobility group AT-hook 1a
Exons: 5
Coding region: 551-865 (104 amino acids)
Biological process (GO): regulation of DNA-templated transcription
Cellular component (GO): chromatin; nucleus
Molecular function (GO): transcription coregulator activity; DNA binding
Source: RefSeq, a predicted model, not a curated record
AAUGGGAGUGAUUUGUUUGUUUUAAUGCAGAGGUGAACAGGAUUAAAAAAAACACUAAACAUAUUGGCGGGCUCGUGUGGCGCGUUUUUCGUUGUAACUUAUCACUUAUAGUAAGUUAUAGUAAGUUAACGCAGUCCACGCCCUUAUCUUAGAAACUUUGUUUUUAUAUACAGCAAACAUCGCAAUUAUUUUAGUAAACUUUUUUGGGGUUUCGAAACAAAGGGUUACAAUCAUUUGUUUAAAAUAGUUCAAACGACGUUUUACACAAAGCAAUGUUCUUUCGCUUCGGUUUUAUUCGCUAUUUCUAUAUACUUUUUUUAAUCUAUUAAAGCUCUUCGAAGUGUAAACAACAGAAUCGCGUUUUCACGCGCUCGGGGAUUUAAAAGGGCGCGAAUCGCGCGCUCUGUUCGUGUUCCGGUUCGCACUGGAACCGCGGGGGUAUCCGUAGAAACCGUUCGCCUCUUAGCUUUCUCUUUUAAAGCCCCGCCGCAGCACAGCGAACCUCCGACGGAUUUCAGGUCUGCGAUUUUAAGCUUUGCAGUGAGGCAGAAUGAGUGAUUCUGGCAAGGACACAGUGGCUCCUAAAGAGAAAGACGGAGCAGAGAAGAGAGGACGUGGAAGACCACGAAAACACCCACAGCAGCAGGAAGCAAGUGGAUCUCCCACACCGAAGAGACCUAGAGGAAGACCAAAGGGCAGCAAGAACAAGCCAAGCUCCACUGCAUCUCGGGGCAAAAGAAAACGGCAACGGCUUCGGCACCUGCAGGGACGAAACGCCGAGGACGGCCCAGGAAAGCAGAGAAGGAGGAGCAGCCAUCUAAGUCCUCUGAGGAAGAAGAGGAGGAGGAAGAGGAACAGUAACUAGCAACUCGUGCUACCUCACAAUCCAACGUUAUUUCUUCCUGUUGACCAGAGCUGGACUGACCCUCCCCACCCCCCCAUUCCCCCUUUUACCCUUACACUAGUGCCACCCUCACCCUCCAAUUCACCUUUACGCUCUAGCGCCCCCUAGCGUCAGGGAGGCUUGCACACUUCAUGCGCCUUCUCUGUGUAACACCACUGGAAAAUGACUCAAAAUACUGUAUGUCCAUUCAUGGAUGCAUGCACACGUGAAAGCGUGUACGUAUGUCUCGCACUCAAUGGGUAAUUGGUCGAAAGUGUCUGUCAUUAUACUGGACAAAGAUAUGCUCUGAUGGCGGCUUGACACAAAGCGAUUUGCAAAAUACUGAAGUUUCCUUUUUUCGCAAACAACAGUUUCAGGCUUUGAGAAUUCAAGUUUAUUUUUACAUGUCUAAAUCUAAAAUAUGGUAGGUUGUGUGAAAUUCAUGUCGUUGUGUUCUGGACAAAGGUGAAUUGACCUACUCGUUGUUUUUACUUGGGUUGUGUGUGCGUGUGUGGUAACUCGAUGUCUCCAGUUAAACUCUUUUAGCUACUCCGUGAUUCGAGCUAGAAAUAAAAUGAACGUAUUUUUUUGAAUGAGCAUAAUCUAGAGAACUUUUAACUUGUAAUCAACAUAUCAUUGAAUGCUCUGUCGUGAAAACUUUGACUUCCUUUCUUUUUUUUUCUUUUUUUUAUAACGCCCUCUGCCAACUUGCCACCAUCAUGAUUUCGCUGAUUCCCGCGAUACAUUUACUGGCUUAAGUGGUCAGUUUAAGUCUGUUCUCCAUCUAGUUCAGUUUCCUGGAUGUGCUAAGGAACAGUUUGCUCGUCUGGCCUGUUCGAAAUGUUGUUUAUGGAGGAUGAUUGGUAUUAAUUGCGGAAAUGACUAAAUGUUUUGCCACCAACUGAUCCUUGCUCCAAAAAAGGCACUGCAAAUGAUUAGACACCAGCAGUGCUUUUAAUUGCAUCAGCCCCAAAUCCGUUAAUUACACAAGCAAACAUUUAAUCAGUUUUAUUUUUUGGCUAGAAAAUGCUAAUCAUUCCAUUUGCUCGCAAAUUCUUUGAACUUCCCAGUCGUGUCACUUCUUCUGUCCCAUUACAGUCCACUCAGACAACUUUCGCUUGUUGUGUUUUGUGUAGGGUUAUUUUUAUUUUUUUUUUUUGACGUGUUAAAUUCCAUGUCAGGGAACGCUGAUCGGUCCAGUGACUGGGUCUCCUCUCAGAACUUAAUGAUGCUACAAACAUGGUUAAUUAAACCCGGAAUACUGCAACCAGGUCAGUUCUACUCUGGACUUGACCGUCACGUUCAUACCUCACUUUACAACAGCCUAUGAUGGAUUACUCUUCUCUUUCCUGACGAUGUUCAACUGGUCUCAGUGCAGCCUUUGGCAAGCGUGUUUGUUUCUGAUCCAUUUACAGUUGUCUCCGCUGUGGGUUUUUGUUGCAUUUUAGUUUCAUUUUAAUCUGAUUUCGCUUACAGCAGUGUGCAUCAAUGAACAGAAACUGUUUUUUUCUUCAUAUAUAAACAUCUGGACACACCACAGGAAUGACUGCAUUGAGUCAGAGAGAUGCAUAACAUGUUCACAGACUGUGGUAGAGAUAUAGGUUUGUGUGUUUUAAGUUUAUUUUUCUAUACAUACUCGUUUGGUGCACUGAAUUGACUUUGAUUUGUUGUAUCAUGGACAAAAUGAUUUAGUGUGGCACCCGAAGGUUAGGGCUCUUUUUUUUCCUAUUUUUCUUUAUAAUAAACUACAUCCUGCUAGUUGCUUAGCUCUGAGCCCCCAUUAAGUAGAUCAUGAUGGUACUAUGGCUGUUUGACGCAGUGGUUUUUAACAUGCCCCUCGAUAUACUGAUGUCUUGUUUUUAUGUGCCCGUGCACACAACUGGUUUGGGAUCAGUCUUUGCAAUGUAUACACUCUGCAUUUUCUAUUGUGGACUGCAGGAAUUUAUAUUCAAAAUGGUAAUAAACUUUAGAAUUCGUACAUA